AUGGCGGGUAUUGACGGGAGUGCCGGCAAAGGGAUUAAUCCGAGUGGAGAUGCGAAACAACGCUUCCUCUUCACAUCCGAAUCGGUCUCCGAGGGACAUCCUGAUAAGAUGUGUGACAUCAUCUCGGACACGGUUCUCGACGCUCAUCUCGAGCAGGAUCCAUACGCUAAAGUGGCUUGCGAAUCGGUUACAAAGACGGGGAUGGUGUUGUUGGCAGGUGAAAUCACAUCAAAAGCUCACGUCGACUAUCAGGCGAUCGUUCGAGAAGCCAUCAAGCGAAUUGGAUUCGAUGAUUCGUCAAAGGGUUUUGACUACAAAACGUGCAACUUGUUGGUUGCUCUUGAUCAACAAGCACCUGAAAUAGCCGCCGGUGUUCACGUUGGCAAAUCGGAUGAAGAUGUCGGAGCCGGUGAUCAGGGUCUGAUGUUUGGGUAUGCGACGGAUGAAACAGAAGAAGCGAUGCCUCUUUCUCUUCUCUUAGCGCACCAGUUGGUCGCUCGUUUACAUCAGCUUCGUCGUAGUGGCAUUCUUGAUUGGGCUCUUCCGGACUCAAAAAGCCAAGUGACGGUAGAGUACGAGUUUGAUGGUGGCGCCUGUGUUCCUGUGAGAGUGCAUACUGUUGUGAUGUCAUCUCAACACAAGCACGAUUCGAGCCUUGAGCAAGUGAGAGAAGAUGUGAUGAAGCAUGUUAUUCGUUGUGUCAUCCCACAACGGCUUCUUGACGAUCAAACCAAAUUCUACUUGAAUCCUUGCGGAACUUUUCAUGUCGGCGGCCCAAUGGGUGAUGCGGGAUUGACUGGACGCAAAAUCAUUGUUGACACUUACGGUGGAUGGGGCGCGCACGGUGGUGGAGCUUUCUCGGGAAAAGACCCAACAAAGGUUGAUCGUUCGGCUGCUUAUGGAGCCAGAUGGGUCGCUAAAUCACUUGUGAAAGCCGGAGUCUGUCGUCGUUGUUUAGUUCAGGUGUCGUAUGCAAUUGGGAUGGCGGAGCCACUGUCGGUGACCGUCAUCUCGUACAAUACAUCGCCGCUUUCUGAGGAAGAAUUGCUGACGAUCGUCCGUGACAACUUUGAUCUCCGCCCAGGAAUUAUCAUUCGUGAUCUCCAAUUGCGUCGGCCGAUUUACAAGGAGACAGCAAAGAAUGGCCACUUCGGUCAUCCUUCAUUUCCUUGGGAACAGCCAAAAGAGCUCAAAAUACGCCCCGAGUUAGCCAAGAAAUUGCACGAUCAAAAAAUGGGCGAAAAUGGUGUCGGAUCAUACGAGGGA
Molecule: messenger RNA, 1266 nt
Organism: Mesorhabditis belari
Lineage: Eukaryota; Metazoa; Nematoda; Chromadorea; Rhabditida; Rhabditidae
Source: the annotation of a GenBank genome assembly